Molecule: messenger RNA, 2187 nt
Organism: Tachysurus fulvidraco (yellow catfish)
Lineage: Eukaryota; Metazoa; Chordata; Actinopteri; Siluriformes; Bagridae
Product: free fatty acid receptor 3-like
Exons: 2
Coding region: 101-1060 (319 amino acids)
Biological process (GO): cellular response to fatty acid; G protein-coupled receptor signaling pathway
Cellular component (GO): plasma membrane
Molecular function (GO): G protein-coupled receptor activity
Source: RefSeq, a predicted model, not a curated record
GUUCAUUCUUGCAUCAUCUCUAUAAGUUAGUGUAGUAUGGUAAAAUUUCAGCUAGACAACCAAAUCUCCGACCUCACAGACAAACAAAGAGUGCAAAAAAAUGUACUGGACAAAAGAACUCAGCAAUUUGAUCCUGACUGUGGACAGCAUUUCACUGCUGAUUGGCCUCCCUGCCAACCUGCUGUCUCUCUACACCUUCGUUCUGAAGCUAAAAAAAAAAGCUAUGCCUCUUGACGUAAUCCUGCUCAGCCUGACCAUCUCAAACCUUCUCACUCUCAUCUUCCUCCCGAUCCGCAUGAAAGAGGCGGCCGACAUGAAAUGGACCCUGAGCUACUUCCUGUGUCCUCUACUGGGAUACUUCCUCUACACCACCAUAUACAACAGCACCUUGCUUAUAACAGCUAUCAGUGUGGAGCGCUAUCUGGGAGUGGCCUUCCCCAUUAAAUACAAACAACAACGAAAUCCUCGCAAUGCCGUGAUCGCUGUUGUCUUAUUCUGGGUGAUUACUCUGGUUCAUUUCAGUGUCAUCUACAUUGUACAGAAUCAUGAAAAUCAUAAUAACACUGAACCGAACAGGGACUCCUGCUACACCACGUUUAACGCUAAGCAGUUGAAGAUUAUUUUGCCGUUCUGGCUAGAGUUGUUCAUCGUACUUUUCUUUAUACCUUUUAUGAUCUGCAGCUUUUGCUACAUCAAGUUUAUUCUCAUCCUCUCCCAGUUACCUAAAUUCAACCCUAAGAAGCGCUGCAGGGCCAUUGGAACUGUCAUAGUCACCUUUCUGGUCUUCAUCAUUUGCUUCAUGCCUUAUAACGUGUCCCAUGUGGUGAGUUUUUCUGGAUGGUAUGUUCCCAAUUGGAGAGUGUACACCCUGCUUCCCAGCACCUUUAAUGCCUGUUUGAAUCCCUUUAUCCUUUACUUCUCAUCCUCCUUGCUCCGAAAGACUUUUGCCCAAUUCGUAGGCAGACUCAUUAAAAAUCUUCAAGAAUUCUGCUUCUGGAGAUUGUUCAAAUACCUUAUAUUUAAGGAGAAAUUACAGAAUUCCAGUGAAAGUUCUCAAUGAAUGCCAUUUCACAUGUCUGCAGUAUUGCAGACAGAACUGAUCAUGACACAGUGACUAAUUUUAAUAGUAUGUAGUGCUAGCUCAGUGGUUAAGGUGUUGGACUACUGAUCGGUCUUGAGUUCAGUUUCCAGUACCACCAAGCUGCCACUGCUGGACUGUUGAGCAUAGUCCUUAACCCUCAACAACUCAACUGGAUAAGUGAAGUCACUCUGGAUAAGGGCUUCUACCAAAUGCCUUUUUUAAUAGCAGUAGUACAGAACUAAACUUCCAAAUUUUCCCAUAUUCAAGCAAAGUCCAGUGAUGGACAUCAAUAUGAACAUGGUGUAAUGUGAAAUAUGACAUUUGAGUGCAUUUGUGUCCAGUGUUGCUCUGUGUUUUCUUUUCAAAAAAGCUUGGAUAUCAGAGUUUAAACAUGUGAAGUGGGCUCUCGUCUUCAUCUAGAGAUGGAAACAUAAUGAAAGUAUAAAGAAUGUAAUAAAAAAACAGUGCAUGAAUUAUUUGUGAUUUUUCUGUUCAGAAUAUAAGGAUAAAAACUGUAGAAUACAUCUAAAUGAUUUUGCAGUAUUAUAAUACAUGUAAAUUUUAUGUGAUAUCACUUUAAUUUAUGGCUUGAUGUUAAAGACCCUGUCUGCUACAGCUUAUAUUAGAUUACUUAAUUUUUUUUUAUUAGAUUACUUAAACUUUCUGUACCUCGAUUUGUUACUGCAGAUGUUGUACAUGCAAAGUGAUGUGUUUGAUAGAAUAAAAAAUAAAUCAACUCUUUUAAAUCUAUUAACAAAACAACAAAAUAAACAACAAAUUAUUUAAAUUUAAAUCUACUCAUGGGAGAAAUUUUGUAUUAUUUAUUUUUCUUUUUUCUUUUAUUAUGAACUCCUCUAUUUUAUUGUCUAUGUAAUUAUAUAUCUAUAUCUAUGUAAUUAAUCAGAAUUAUUUUUUUAAAUUGUUGAACAAAUGUUACAUAAAAGGUAAUUGUUUCACAUUUUAACAUUGUUUAACAUUGUUAAAUGUUUGUUUUGGAACUUGGACAAAAAAAAAUUUCUGGCACAUAAAUCAUGUCUACAUAAUAAAAUUAAUAUCAAUACCAGGAGUGGAAAGAGAAGUGAAGCAAAUAAAUGGAAUGUUUUUUU